GACCACAAGUAUUUCCAAUCAUAUCCACCAAUGCAUACUAUUAGGACUGCGAUAUUCGAACUCAACUGGUGAUAUCAGAUUUGAGUGUCCACCAGGGCGUAUUGGAUAGCAGUAAUCGACAUCUCAACCAACUGCCCGCAUCGAUUUGAGUUAUCGCGGGGUAAAGAAAGAGUCUGUCAAUACAUUCGGCAUCCAAACACCUCACUCCUUUCUCUGUAGAUAAACAUCGGCAAUGCCUUUCUCCCAUCACAGUCACUCCGGGCAAUUCUGCCCGGGGCACGCCAAAGACUCGCUGGAGGAGGUCAUCCAGCUCGCCAUCCAAAAGAAAUUCCAGGUCUUCUGCCUGACCGAACACAUGCCGCGGGGCAAAGAGGAUUUCUAUCCCGAAGAGAUUGAAGCGGGCAACACGGAGACUAGCCUGGUUGCCAACGAAGCCGCGUACUUUCAAGAAGCGCAACGGCUGCGCGAGAAGUAUGCAGACCAGAUCAAGAUCCUAAUCGGCUUUGAAAUCGACUGGAUCCGUCCGGAAUCCCGUACGCUCAUCGAGGCGUCCCUGGCGCGUCACCCCUUCGAGUUCUUCAUGGGCUCUGUCCACCACACGCUGACGAUCCCCAUCGACUACGACCGGGAGAUGUACGUGCAAGCGCGGGAUCUGGCCGGCGGCACGGACGAGCAGCUCUUCCAGGUGUACUUCGACGAACAGUACGAGAUGCUCCGACAGCUGAAGCCGCUCGUCGUGGGACAUUUCGAUCUCAUCCGGUUGAAGAGCGACGAUCCCGAGCGGAGCUUUACCCAGUGGCCUGCCGUCUGGGAGCGCAUCCUGCGGAAUCUGGAUUUCGUCGCCUCGUACGGCGGGCUGUUGGAGUUGAACUCGGCUGCGCUGCGGAAGGGCAUGAAGGAGCCGUAUCCCAAGGCGGAGAUUUGCAAGGAAUUUCUGGCCCGGGGAGGUCGUUUCUGUUUGUCCGAUGAUAGUCAUGGACUCGACCAGGUGGGUUUGAACUUCCAUCGUGUGCUAGCCUUUGUGGAAGACGUGGGCAUCUUGACGUUGCAUUACCUGGAUUUGGCGGAUGAGCCGGCCGUCGACGAGCGUUUUCCGCGGACGCAGAUUCGGUCGAUUCCGUUGGAGGAGCUGAAGAAAUUGGCAUUUUGGCAGUAGACUAUGGAAUUUGCGAGGCGUCGAUGUUAUAUCUAGAGAUACAGUUAUGCAUAUCUGGCUGGAGCCAUACCGAGCUACCAUCUGUAGCUACUUAUCAAGUUGUUUCAUUUUGCUCAGUGAGCCUUGGAUAUGAUUAUGAUAUUCUAUGAACUAUGGCCCUCGCCACGACUGUUACG
Aspergillus caelatus is the source of this 1332-nucleotide messenger RNA. Its product is annotated as histidinol-phosphatase. Gene Ontology annotation, biological process: L-histidine biosynthetic process. The record is from RefSeq and is a predicted model, not a curated record. Gene Ontology annotation, cellular component: cytoplasm. NCBI's taxonomy places the organism in Eukaryota, Fungi, Ascomycota, Eurotiomycetes, Eurotiales, Aspergillaceae. The transcript has 3 exons. Gene Ontology annotation, molecular function: histidinol-phosphatase activity. Bases 233 to 1156 code for a protein of 307 amino acids.